AUGCUGCUGGAAGAUGACGCCCUUGUGGUUCCCGAAUUCGCCAGGAUGAUGACGUCACUUAUGAGGCAACUGGAUAGUCGACCUUACAUCGACUACGUGAAACUGUACCAUCCAAACCCACUGCGCAAAAUACCUUCCAUUCCGAUGGCAAUAGCAUUACCGCUGAUUUUUUGUUACACCUGCCAAAUUAUUUUCUUCCAACGGGUAUAUUUAUUAUGGUUACUGGUCACCUCCGCUCUCAUGUGUGCAAUUCUUCGCUCAUAUCACUACCAGCUCCUGGCCGAUGUGCGCUAUGCUAUCACGAAGUCGGUCUACAUGAGCUCAACUGAGUCCUGCUGUACGCCAGCGGUUGUGUUUCGAACGCAGAAAAUCAGGGAAAUCGUUUCCAAAUUAUCAGAAGUGUCCAGUAGACGAGCAUUCGACGGCCAUGCAAAGGACCAUAUCCUGGACGAAUCAGGGUUCGUCGGGCGGCAAACGGACACCAACCUCGUGGUUCAUAUAGGAGCUGUAAGCUCAGUGCGUAAACGGAUCGUCACUCUCAGUGAAGUUGUCGCAGCGAGAAAUCGCGACCACUAG
Molecule: messenger RNA, 576 nt
Organism: Cooperia oncophora
Lineage: Eukaryota; Metazoa; Nematoda; Chromadorea; Rhabditida; Trichostrongylidae
Source: the annotation of a GenBank genome assembly